Molecule: messenger RNA, 675 nt
Organism: Lasiodiplodia theobromae
Lineage: Eukaryota; Fungi; Ascomycota; Dothideomycetes; Botryosphaeriales; Botryosphaeriaceae
Product: Dsba family oxidoreductase protein
Exons: 6
Coding region: 1-675 (224 amino acids)
Biological process (GO): glutathione metabolic process
Cellular component (GO): mitochondrion; peroxisome
Molecular function (GO): glutathione transferase activity; glutathione peroxidase activity
Source: RefSeq, a predicted model, not a curated record
AUGGGAGGGAAGAUCGAUGCUUACGUUGACUGCGUGUCUCCGUAUUCGUAUUUCGCCGUGCACUACCUGCUGAAGAACCGGUCCGCCUUGACCUCUCAUGGAGUAGAUGUCGAGUUUCACCCCGUGUUUCUCGGUGGCAUCAACGUUGGCAGCGGCAACCAACCACCAUGGGCCCUGCCUAACAAGGCCAAGUAUAGUCCUUACGACAGCAAACGCGCGAAGGCCUAUUUUGGCUGCCCAAAAAUGGAAGUUCCCGACUUCUUUCCCAUUCUCUCGUUGCUGCCUCAACGCUGCAUGGCCUACGUGAAAGAUUCCUUUCCUCGAGACAAGUACGAAGCCAGCUUUCGCGAGCUGUUCAUCGCCAUGUUUGAGGAAGCCAAAGAUAUGAGCAAGCCUGCCCUGCUGGCCGGCGCAUUGGGCCGUCACUUCUCGCCCGACGAAGUGAAGCGCAUUAUCGAAGCAGCCAACACGCCAGAGUACAAGAAAAAGCUGUCCGACAAUACCCAGAAAGUUCUCGACCAAGGCGCCUUCGGAUGUCCGUGGUUCUGGGUGCGCAACGAGAAAGGCGACGAAGAGCCAUUUUUCGGAAGCGAUCGAUUUCAUUUCAUGUGGCGCUAUCUCGGCAUUCCCUUUACCGACAUCCAGAUUGUCGCAAAGGAUGGCCCCAAGCUCUGA